UCAGAAGUUCGGUGAGGGAAGUUUGAAUUUUGCCGAGUCUCGUAGGCGUUCCUUCUUCGGAGGCGGCGGUGGUCUUCCAGGCCCAGCGGGUUCCUUUACUUUUAGUUUGGUUGAGGUUUCACGCUAGAAGCUGCCUCAGGAUGGCUUCAUCACAUUUUGCCAAUCGACACAGAAAGGAAUUAAGUACCGACAUGAUUAGAACUAAAAUUGCUCAUAGGAAAUCACUGUCUCAGAAAGAAAACAGACAUAAGGAAUAUGAACGAAAUAGACACUUUGGUUUGAAAGAUGUCAACGUUCCAACCUUGGAAGGUAGAUUUCUUCUUGAAUUAGAUGAGACAUCUCAUGAGCUUGUUCCAGAAAAGGCCAAUGUCAAGACAAAGUCAGUGAAAACUAUUCUAGGUGAUCAACGAAAACAAAUGCUCCAAAAAUACAAAGAAGAAAAGCAGCUUCAAAAAUUGAAAGAGCAGAGAGAGAAAGCUAAACGAGGAGUAUUUAAAGUGGGUCUUUAUAGACCUGAUAUUCCUUGUUUUCUUUUCUCAAACCAGAGUACUAUGAAAGCUGAGCCAAAAAAGGCUGUUCCAUCUUCUGUACGGAUUACAAGGUCAAAGGCCAAAGACCAAAUGGAGCUGACAAAGAUUGAUAAUGGGAGUGAUGUUCGAACAAUCCGACCUAGUCAAAGACAAGCUUCUGAAAAGAAAGUGUUGGACAAAGAGAAAAAAGCUAUACAACCUGUAAUGCCGCCAGUGAGAAUGACUCGAUCGGCUACUCAAGCAGCAAAGCAGAUUGCCAGAACAGUCCUGCCUACUACAGCAAGAAAGCCAGUGACAAGGGCUACUAAUGAUAGUGAAGCAGAAACAGAGGCACCAAAUCAAGGAAGACCUGCCAAAAAGAUAGAAACAAAACCUGACAAGGCCAUUUCUUUUAAAGUUGAUAGUGAAGAAAGUACUUUGGAUUCACAAACCAGUACAACAAUUGGAAUGGAUCCAGAUGGAGUCUUAUCAAAAAUGGAAAAUUUAUCUAAGACAAAUAGUGCAAAAAUGAAGGGGAAGAAUUCCUUUGCACCUAAAGAUUUUAUGUUUCAGCCACUAGAUGGUCUGAAGACCUAUCAAGUAACACCUAUGACUCCCAGAAGUGCCAGUGCUUUCUUGACACCCAGUUAUACCUGGACCCCUUUAAACACAGAAGUUGAUAAGACUGAAGCAACAAAAGAAAUCUUGGCACAAAAAUGUAAAACUUUGUCUGCCAAGACAGUACAUCAAGAUUCAAGUAAAUUACAAUGUCCUUUGGGUUCUCUAACAGUUUGGAAUAAAGACCAUGUUUUAAAUAAAAAUGAAACUACUAAUAAAAAUUCAGAUGGCCUUUCAAUAAAAGAAGAAGUCCCAUCACUUGAAGUACAUGCAGAUCAGGUAUCUCAGCCACAACAUGAUGUGCCGUAUUUCAGAAAUAUUCUCCAGUCAGAAACUGAGAAGUUAACUUCACACUGCCUUGAGUGGGACAGGAAGCUUGAAUUGGACAUUCCAGAUGACGCUAAAGAUCUUAUUCGCACAGCAGUUGGUCAAACAAGACUCCUUAUGAGAGAAAGGUUCAAACAGUUUGAAGGACUGGUGGACAAUUGUGAAUAUAAACGAGGUGAAAAGGAAACUACCUGUACAGAUCUGGAUGGAUUUUGGGAUAUGCUUAGUUUUCAGAUAGAAGACAUAAAUCAAAAAUUCAACAAUCUGACCAAACUUGAGGAAUCUGGGUGGCAAAACAAUAACAAUACAAGCAAAAAAGUUUUUCGGAAAAAAGUUGUCUCAGGUAUAGCGAGUAAACCCAAACAGGAUGAUGGUGGAAGAAUUGCAGCUAGAAAUCGCCUAGCUGCCAUAAAAAAUGCAGUGAGAGAGAGAAUUAAGCAGAAAGAACAUGCUGAGGCUGCAGCCUCUGCAAUGCCAAACGAAGUGGAUAAAAUAGUGUUUGAUGCUGGAUUUUUCAGAAUUGAAAGUCCCGUUAAAUCAUUCUCAGGACUUUCUUCUGAAUGUCUUUCUCAAAGACUUAGAAUACCUAAGUCUGUCAGCAAAGCUGCAUCUGAGAGCAGGGCUGAGAUGGGCGUUCUAAGACAAACUACAUCACCAGAGAAUCCUGAUCCUCAGGGUACCAAAAGUGAACAUGCUGAUAAGACUUUGAUUUCAGAUAUUCCUGGAAACAGGAACAGCAUAGUAGAAGAUGCUAAGUGUCCUGGAUUACAAGAUUUAAUUGAAGUAAACCAUGAUGUAAAUAAGAUAAACUUUGAAAUAAAUUGUUUACCUAGUGAAAGAAUGAAUUUGGCUCUCCUUGCUGGCAAAGUGGCAGAUGAUGUUAAUACUAACAAAAAGGAAGAAAUUUCAGAUGUUGUGUAUGGAAUGGAACUAAAUUCAGUUACAGCACAGGAUGUUUUGAUGAUUAGCCCUGAAAAAAAUGUACCAUCACAAAAUAACAUCUCACAGGAAGAAGAAACAAAAAUUUCUCAGUCAGUACUAUUUGAUAAUAAAAGUCUCACUACUGAAUGCCAUCUUCUUGAUUCACCAGGCCUAAACUGCAGUAAUACAUUCACUCAGGUGGAAAGAAGACAUCAAGAACAUACCAGACACAUUCCCUUUGGUGGUAACCUGAUUACGUUUUCACCUCUAAGGCCCCUCAGUGGAGAUCAACCAGAAGAAUUUUGAAUUUAAAAAGAAAUCCAGACAUUUUUCUUCAUGUUAUCAGUGCUGUGGUAUACUCUUAGAAUAUUGAAAAGUUGAAGAAUAUGUAUUUGUGUUCACUUCUAUUCAAUCCAUUUAUAUAGUGUCAUACAGCAGCCCUCCAUAUACUGAGGGCCUACUGUUGGGGACUUGAGCAUCCUUGAAUUUUGAUAUCCGUGCGUGUGUGUGAGGGGAGGGGGGCGUCCUGGAACCAGUACCCCCCACCCCAAGAUUCUGAGGAACAACUGUAUACUAUUUCAAUAUUCAGUGUUCAUCAAAGUAUGUUUUAGAUAUGAUACUGUUUCUCAAGGGAAGUGGGGAUAUUUUGUAUAUUAACCAUGCAGAAUAAAAAUGUACUGUGCCUUG
Molecule: messenger RNA, 3062 nt
Organism: Balaenoptera acutorostrata (minke whale)
Lineage: Eukaryota; Metazoa; Chordata; Mammalia; Artiodactyla; Balaenopteridae
Gene: DLGAP5
Product: DLG associated protein 5
Exons: 19
Coding region: 141-2681 (846 amino acids)
Biological process (GO): regulation of mitotic cell cycle; mitotic spindle organization; kinetochore assembly
Cellular component (GO): spindle pole centrosome; cytoplasm; nucleus
Molecular function (GO): microtubule binding
Source: RefSeq, a predicted model, not a curated record